This is a messenger RNA of Danio rerio (zebrafish), 2009 nucleotides long. Lineage: Eukaryota; Metazoa; Chordata; Actinopteri; Cypriniformes; Danionidae. The record is from RefSeq and is a predicted model, not a curated record.
GAAGAUCUUCAGUCUAAACAUGAAGAAGAAGAAAAGAAGAUGAAGAUCCAGAUAGAGGAACUGAACAGAGAAAGAGAAGAACUGAUGAAGAGACAUGAUGAAGAGAAAAAGAGGAUGAUGAUGAUGAUGAUGAUGGAAGAGGAACGACAGAAGCAGGAGACAGAGAGAAAUAGGAGAGAAGAAGAGUUCAGAGAGAGAGAAGAGCGAUAUAAAAGACUGAUUAAAGAGAGAGAGCAGAAGGAGAAUGAACUGAUAGAACAGAUGAAGCUGGAGCAAAUGCAGAAACAGACACCAGAGGAACGACUGAGGAGAGAUGAAGAGAAACAGAAAUCUGAACUUCACAAGAGACUCCAAAGUCCAGUUAGUGAUCAGACAACAGAUCUGAAUGUGGUGCUGCUGGGAAAAAGAGGAGCAGGGAAAAGUGCAUCAGGAAACACAAUCCUGGGAAGACAAGCUUUCAUCUCCAAGAAAAGUGUCCGACCAGUCACACAAGACGUCACUGUGGAGUCUGGAUCAUUCUGUGAACUACCAGUCACUGUUUACGACACUCCAGGAUUGUUUGACACAAAGAUAAGUGAUGAAGAGAUUCAGCAGAUGAUCAAUGAGAAGGUCCUCCAGAAAUGUUCAUCAGGUCUGUGUGUGUUUCUGCUGGUCAUCAGAGCUGACAGAUUCACUGAAGAUGACAGAAAGACUGUGGAGAAGAUUGAGAAGAUGCUGGGAGAAAAACACCAGAACAACAUCUGGAUUCUGUUCACCAGAGGAGACGAACUGGAGGAAGAAAACACGACAAUACAGGAGUUCAUAGAGGAGAUUGAAGAACUGAAGACACUCGUGCAGAAAUAUGAGCACAGAUACCAUCUGUUCAACAACAAGAAGAUGAGGACGAGUGAACAAGUGAAGAUGCUGUUCACAAAAAUACUGAAGAAUUACUCUGACACAGCGGCAGGAGCAGAGAAUCUAUUGAGAAAAAUACCAGCAAAUAUUGGAGCAGUCUCUCGUGUCUCCAGUCCUCCCUCCAGACGGAUUGUUCUUGUGGGUAUAUCUGGUGUUGGUAAAAGUGCAGCUGGAAACACAAUCCUGGGACAGAAAGAGUUUACAUCUGUGAUGAGCACAAAUUCAGUAACCCGUAAAUGUUCAGCAGCUCAGGCCACAGUUUCAGGCAGAUCUGUGUCUGUAGUCGACACUCCUGGAUUAUUCGACACACAGAUGAAGCCUGAAGAGUUAAUGAUGGAGAUCGCCAGAAGUGUGUAUAUCUCCAGUCCUGGACCUCACGCUUUCCUCAUUGUGUUUCCUGUCAACAUGAGAUUCACUAAACAGGAGCAGCAGAUUCUUCAGAAGAUUGAGCUGAUGUUUGGUGAAGAAGUGUUGAAAUACUCCAUCAUUCUCUUCACUCAUGGAGAUCUGCUGGAUGGAGAGCCUUUAGAGAAGCGGAUAGAGGAGAACUGUAGAUUAAGAUCUCUAGUCCAGCAGUGUGGAGGCAGAUAUCAUGUGUUCAACAACAGAGAUGAGGAGAACAGAGAGCAGGUGGAGGAUCUACUGCAGAAGAUUGACUCAAUGAUACAGCAGAAUGGAGGAGGACACUACAGUAAUCAGAUGUAUGAAGACGCUCUGAGAUUCAGACAAGAGGAAAGAGAGAGGAAACAGAGAGAAGAAGAGCAGAUAAAACAACAAGUGGAGAAACAAAGCCAAAACUGUGUGUGUAGUUGAUUUUUCUGGACUGUUUGACACAAUGAAGUGAAUAACAGAGAGCAGGUGGAGGAUCUACUGCAGAUUGAGUCUACUGUAGAGGACUUGAAGCGUUUUCUCUCAGUUUAAUCUAAAAACUAUUAAAACACUCAUUAAUAAGUUAACUGAACUCAAACAUUGCUCUGUCUUAUCACAGUACAUUUGUUGUUUCCUCUCCAAAUGCCCCACACUCUCUUAUUAAUACUUCAUCCUUUUGCAAAACAGUGUGAUUAACACAGGUAAGUGGGCUUGAUAAACCACCUUUAGAAGACACACACACACAC